AAAUCAUAACGCAAUCUGCUCAGUAUGAUAUAUUAAGUGGAAAUUUAGAACAGAUUGUCGAAACUCAAUCAGGAGGAGAUCAGCGAUUAAAAGACUUAUUAAAAGAGAUGAAUAUAGAAGCCGCUUACGACAAGUUUUAUGCUUCUGGAAUCACAUUUGACCGGCUGAAGUACAUAAACUGUGACGACUUGGCGUUGGUAUUUCCAGGGAACGAAAAUAUCGGUUAUAGAGCAGAACUAAGGGAAAAAAUAAGGCUUUGGAAGCACAAUAACUUUCCAGAAGAAUCUGUUUCGACUCUAAGUAUGAACUCAAAUAUCAAAAAUUGGAUUGAAAAUCAACCUCUUGACUCGCCAGCUACCAAUUCCACUUCGUCUGAAGUCACGAGUGUAAUUGACAUGGUGAAAAACUCGAAAAGUGGCCAAUCUCUAUUAAGCUUAUAUAAAACGAAGCAAAAGUUAGAUGCAGGUGAUAGAAAAAGAUUGCUUAACAUUAUUGUGGAAAACUUCUUCGAUUUAAAUUCGAAAAAGUACAAAAUACCGCGUCCACAUGAAAUGAAUAAAUUGGCUGAAGAAAUUGUAGCAAUUUUUCCUACUGAAAAUAAGGAAAUCUAUUACAUAUCUCGCAAGGACGCACGGAAAACCAAUGCAUCUGGUAAUUUAUACAAUCGCUUCAAUAACUUGAAUCGCAAGCGCAUAAGACUUGAUAGCAACACGUCAGAGGAACAGAAUGCAUCUGAGAGGGAAACACUAUGCUCCACUAAUUACAUUUCAUUUAAGAAUAAAAUGUAUUUUAUGAGUGGUGACGAAAGCGAUGCAAUUAACUUAUGGAGCGAGACAUAUAAAUACCGGGUUAAUCAUAUCCGUGAUUUAAAAGACCUAACGUCAAUCCUGGAAGAGUGGCCAUUCUACAAACAAGCUACAGGACCAAAAUUUCUCGAUUUUGACUUCCAAAAAAUGUACCCAGACGAAAAUUUCCACCUAAUUAAUAAUUGGACAGAUAUGCGGAACCAACUUGGCCAACUUUAUAAAGAUUUGUUGAGGGAUAAACAAUAUGUAGAUCUUUUUGGGUCAGUAAGCAACGAAUGUGUAAACGACAAUUCCAAAGAUUGCAUUUUGAUAAUGCUGCUAAAUGCUGUACUGAAACCCACAUCACGAUAUGUUGCAGAAAUUGAUGGAAAGCGUGUUACUAGUAAAACUACUAUUCGAGAUGCUAUGGACAGUUGCAUUGUACAUAUUACGAAUAUAAAUGAUCUGGAAUUUACGUACGCAGAGAAGGUAAAAAAAUCGAUGCACAGGAAAGAAAAAAUUCAACCGUAUCUUAUUGUAGUAGGUUCAGAUAUAAAAAGUUUAACUGAGUUUUAUGUAAAUUAUGGGGGAACUUUACAAAAAUUUCACUCAUUUAUAGCUGCUUUAGACAUUUGUUUUAAAGUAUUUCAUGUCCUUAACUUAGAGUAUCCAAGAGAGUCAUCUUUGAUGUGGUAUUUUUUGCAAAAACAAAUUUACAAGAUAACAACGGUCUAUGACAUAAAAAGCUCAGCUUUAUGUGAAUUUUUGACCUUAUUUAAAUCAUAAAUAAAAAAUGAGUAAAGAAAUCAAAUGUUUUGCUUGUGAUAGAGUUUUUAUUGAACUCUCAAUACUACUUAAACACUUUAAAGAUGCUCAUCGCUUGUCACGCAAUAGUGACUUUCAAUGUACUUUUUCAAAUUGUAAUCAAUUAUUUUCAAACCUGUAUUGUUUUAAAAGGCAUACCCAAAACCAUUUGAAACAUUUCACCGAAAGUGAGCUAAUAUCACCACAAUCUAAAAGAACUAAGUUUGAUAUACCCUAUGUAAACGAUAGCGCUAAAAUAGUUGCUCAAAUAGCAGCCUCAACUAAACCUUCUUGCGAUACUUGCGAAAUUAAAGAAAGUAAGUUAAAUGUAUCAAAAAAAUGUCAAUCGUUUUUAUUAGAUUUACAUACUAAGAGCAACAUGACCAGAAAAGAUGUUCUAUCAAUUCAGGAUAGUGUGUCUGCGAUAAUUUUUAGCGUUGUGGAACCAUUAAAAAAUAAACUUUUUUGCUAUACGCCUGAAAAUGAAAGAAAAUAUAUUAUAGACUUAGUUAAUUAUUACGAAAACCCAUUCAAAGACUUUCAAACCGAAUAUAAGUUAUUCAAAAGCAUUGAAGAAUCAGACGAAUUUUCAAAACCACAGUUUUUUAAUAUAAACAAUGAAUUGUGUGAAGUUAUUAUAAA
Messenger RNA from Rhagoletis pomonella (apple maggot), 2231 nucleotides. RefSeq lists its product as uncharacterized. Bases 108 to 1571 code for a protein of 487 amino acids. Lineage: Eukaryota; Metazoa; Arthropoda; Insecta; Diptera; Tephritidae. The transcript is spliced from 7 exons. The record is from RefSeq and is a predicted model, not a curated record.